Messenger RNA from Salvia miltiorrhiza (redroot sage), 1351 nucleotides. RefSeq names its product metalloendoproteinase 4-MMP. Gene Ontology annotation, molecular function: zinc ion binding; metalloendopeptidase activity. The record is from RefSeq and is a predicted model, not a curated record. Gene Ontology annotation, cellular component: extracellular matrix. NCBI's taxonomy places the organism in Eukaryota, Viridiplantae, Streptophyta, Magnoliopsida, Lamiales, Lamiaceae. Bases 134 to 1243 code for a protein of 369 amino acids. Gene Ontology annotation, biological process: extracellular matrix organization; collagen catabolic process; proteolysis. The transcript has a single exon.
UGUGUAGAUAAUAAUUGUUAAUCACUCUUAAAACUCUUAAUAAAGCUUUUUUGAAGAGAGAGAGACGCAUCCAAAUCGCUCCGAAUCCCAAGGAAAACAAGGGGAAAACAAAUUAAGACCAACUACCUAAAGCAUGUUUCCGUUUUUCAGUUAUAUUCACCGCCCCUUCUCAAUUCUCCUCCUCCUCUUCUGCCUUCUUUUCCCGCCGCCCCUUCCCGCCACCUACCUCCCCGUCUCCGCCACCGGAAACCUCACCGAUUUCGUCACCAACAACACAUGGCACACCUUCGUGCGCUUCAUGGACGCCGAGAAGGGCAGCCGCCCCGACGGCAUGGCCGAGCUCAAGCGCUACUUCCGCCGCUUCGGCUACCUCCCGCCGGAGAAUCAAAACCUCACCGAUCUCUUCGACGACGAAUUCGAGCAGGCUCUCAUUCUAUACCAGAGGAAUUUAGGCCUGAAUGAGACCGGGAGGCUGGACCACCCGACGAUGAAGGUGAUCGUGUCGCCGAGGUGCGGCGUCGGCGAUUUCACGGACGCCGGCAGGGGCGGGGGCGGGGGCGGGGGCGAUGUGAAGACGACGCGGCGGUUCGCCUACUUCUACGGCCAGCCGCGGUGGGUGCGGACGACGCCGAUGAUGCUGACGUACGCGUUCUCGCCGGGGUACGUGAUCGACUACGUCGGGAUGCCGGAGAUAAGGGCGGCGUUCGCGGCGGCUUUCGGGCGGUGGUCGGCGGUGAUCCCGGUGAACUUCACGGAGUCGGAGGACUACCCGGCGGCGGACAUAAGGAUCGGGUGGUACAGCGGCGACCACGGCGACGGGGAGGCGUUCGACGGCGUGCUGGGGGUGCUGGCGCACGCCUUCUCGCCGGAGAACGGGCGGUUCCACCUGGACGCGGCGGAGAGGUGGGCGGUGGACUUCGAAGCGGAGCGGUCGAAGGUGGCCAUAGACUUGGAAUCGGUGGCGACUCACGAAAUCGGCCACGUAUUAGGGCUGGCCCACUCCUCGGUCAGGGAGGCCGUCAUGUACCCGAAUUUGAGUCCGAGAACCAGGAAAGUGGGGCUCCGGAUGGAUGACGUGGAGGGGAUCCAGGCCUUGUACGGGUCGAACCCCAAUUACAGAUACGACUCUCGCUUAGAAUCCGACUUGUCGUCGGGUCGGGCCAUGGAUCCCCACAGAAGAAAGGGACUGAUGUGGGUCGCGGCCAUGGCUGUGGUCGCGUGUUUACUUGGGUUACGAUUAUGAUUUUUAUUUUAAUUUCGGCUUCUCAUACAAAUAAUUAGAAUUAUCUUUUCUAUUUUUAGAAUUGUAAAUAAUUCACAUGACAUAUUGAACAACAUUCUUUCACUUUCA